Triticum turgidum subsp. durum (durum wheat) is the source of this 1503-nucleotide messenger RNA. The record is from the annotation of a GenBank genome assembly. NCBI's taxonomy places the organism in Eukaryota, Viridiplantae, Streptophyta, Magnoliopsida, Poales, Poaceae.
AUGUAUGUGAAGGAUUUUGAUGACGCCGUCAGACAAGUGGUUGAUCUUUUGUAUGAAAGCGAUGGUACUGCAGAAGGCAAAAUUAAAACAUUCUUGCUUCGUGGUUGGUUCGACGGGAGUGCUCGUCGGGUAUUGGGAGGAUGUGCUGUUCUUAGAGCUAUAGCGAAGCUUCUAAAAUCCACAACAUGUGAUGAUUCUGACAUGAGAAAGCACUUUGACAGAAUUAUCCAUGUGGACUGCUCCCUGUGGAAAAGCAGCAGGACCAUGCAGAGGACAAUAGCGGAGGAGUUGAACCUUCGCCAUGUAAUGCACAUAUUUGAUAAGGAGGAUGAAGAUGAUGAUUUCAGAGGAGUAGACAACAGCUCUAGAAAAGUGAUACCAAGGAUCGCAAGUUUGAUUAAUAAGUCUCUAAGAGAUGAAAGAUUUCUGAUGAUUUUUCAUAAUGGAGGAAGUGAAGAUAUUGAUCUCCUAGAGUCUGGCAUUCCUCUUUACGGUGAAGGUAAAUUGUUAUGUACCUAUGGUGGAAGAUUUUUGGAGGACAAGUGGAAAGAAUUCAAGUUGUUGCACACUUAUGAUAUUUAUAUUUAUCCGGCGGCAUAUUAUUAUACAAAUAUUGCACCUCAUAUUGAAAAUGUAUUGCACAAAGAAGCUGCUGGAGUGAUUGGUGACACCGGUAUGGAUGGCAUCAAUACAGAAACAGUUUUGGAUUGCUUCUUGUACUCAUUAUUCCUAACAACACGACUACCUGAAAACUUUACUGGUGUUGACUAUGGUUGGGCGACUCAUGCUUGUAACUACUGGAUAUGUGAUGGAAUCCUUGGUGAGGACAAAACAUGGGAUAUUGGCAAUACAUUGUAUCAUGUGAUACCAAUGUUGGGCAAUUCUACUUACGAAACAAGACGUUUGGCAUCCUAUUUGGAUGGACAGAAAAAACCCUAUGUGGGCUGGUAUUCAGUCACCUCCAACAAACUAAGGGCAGAAGAUAUCUCUAAUGUUCCUGGCAGUGCAUCAUCAUAUUUCUUAACAUUUCAGGGAGAUGAUCCAGCAUAUGUACGUAAUGAUUUGUUUCAACUAGCCAGCAACAACCUCCGUGUGCUAAAGCUCUACAACUGCAGCUUCACUUUUGCAUCUCCUCCUUUUCAGUGCUGCCACAACCUAAGAUUCCUUUGGCUUGACCAUUGUGCAAACACUGGGAAGAAGCAAAGUGGAGGGCCAAGUUUUCUGAACCUGCUGGUGCUUGACAUACGUUUCACAGAUUAUGUUUUCUUGCCUCAGAUGAUUGAACUGAUGACCAAUCUCAGGGAGCUAAAUACAAAGGGGGUCUCAUGGAAGCCUGCAAGUCAUGCAUGGAAAAAGCUACAGAAGCUUCAGAAGCUCCGAUUAACAGAAUCUUCAGAUGUGGUCACGGUGGACAGCUGCUCUUCCGUAGAUAUGAUGAACCUGGAGCUCCUUGACUUGUCAGGAAACACUCACCUGGAACAUUAUCAUCCGCAAGAAGCCUGA